AGCUCCAUGGGCUGGGUGUAGCAACACAGAGAAGAAGAGGCUGUGCCUGGAUUAGGGGGUUGGGCUGCUUCGCUGGUAGGAAACCUUCCGCCAGAGAUUCACUUUGUCUCCGUGGCGGCGGUUCAGCGUUGCUUUCCCGCAGCAUCAGCAGCAGCGACACCGCAGCGCAGCCUCCAGCCUCACCUGCGCUCCCCUCCGCCUCUGCUCCGCACUCACAUCACUGCCGCAGCACAGAGGAAGCAGGCGGACAAGGACGAGCAGCUGAUAUAAAAGGUUAAAGAUGGUGAAACUGGGGAGUAAUCUUCAGGACAAAGGGGCCAAACCUGUGAGUGUUGAAGAUGGCUUUCAAAAUGUGCCCCUCAUCACUCCACUGGAUGUUGGCAGCCUGCAGAGCCAAGCACCUGACAAGGUGGUGGUGAAAACUCGCACGGAGUACCAGACAGAGAAGAAGCGGCUGAAGGUCCCCAAGGUGGAGGAGUUCACCAUCAGCUUCACCGAUGGGGUGUCUGAGAGACUUAAAGUGACAAUUCUGAUUAUCCUGGCCUUGGCCUUCCUUGCCUGCAUUGUGUUCUUGGUGGUUUAUAAAGCCUUCACUUACGACCACGCCUGCCCAGAUGGAUUCAUUUAUAAGCACAAGCGGUGUAUCCCCGCCUCUCUUGAGGCUUAUUAUGCCGCCCAAGAUGCCAACUCCAGGGGCCGCUUCUACACAGUUAUCAGCCACUACAGCAUGGCCAAGCAGACCACCUCGCACUCCGUCUCCCCCUGGCUGCCUGGAGGGGCAGCGGGGCAUGAAGCUAAACCUCCGAACGGCGAAAGCCACUGAGUUGGCUUAGUAGUUAUGGGAUGUAAACACAUCCAGACACUUGCAGACUGAGACUAAAGAAAAACAAACAGUACUUAUAGACAAAGGUAGAAAAAGACACAGACAUGGACAAGAUGGUGAUUAUUUAGAAUAACAGACAAAAGAAACACAACUAUAAAUAUAAUAUAGAGUGAAAACAAGCAUGCAAACAUUAAAAAACACAAGCACAUGCUAAGUCAUACUCUAAAUAUGUUUUUGCUAAUUGGUAUGCUCAUUCUCUUGUAGAGUGGCAUCAUAUUCUUUUUCCCUUGGGGGAUUAUCAUCCUCUGCUGGCUCACACUCAUCGCCAUGUUUACCCCUUUCAUCUAAUUUAUAAGUCAUUGACUGCCACAACAUAAUUAUUUUUUACUGUAUGGAGGUUUUGUAAGUGUUUGCAACUCUUUGUACAAAGGCACCUGUAACUAAAUUCCACGCUUCCUUCUAGUGCGAUCCUGUCUAGCAGCCAUCUAUUUUAUAUGUAUACUGUAGUGUGCAUUCAUUUCUUUCUUGCUUAUUUAUAUAUGUUUGUACGCAUUUACUCAGACCAUGUAACCUCAUUAAUACCUGCCAAAUCUUACCCACACAGGUCACUCAAGUCCAUUUUUUACCUAUGUAAUACAUUUUUAGCAAAACCUUUUCUCUCUGAGGCCAAAACCCAUUUUGACUGAAUGAAUUAGUCCAUCAUUGCUGUUUGAUAGCUCUAAUAAAAUUACAUUGUCAGUGUGGUGUAUCAUCUGUUUUAAAUCCUGAAAUCCUUCCGUGACCCCAAGCUGUACAUGCAGUUGUGCAUUCAGGCUAGUUAUAUGUGUAUGCAUUGUAGUAGCAAGUUUUCUUUAUUUUUCAAAAAUAAACCUCCAAUUCUCUUCCUAAUUGCUUCAAAUGCCGGUCUUGUAGCUUCAUUAAACUCAGUGUUAAAGAUGGACACGGAAACAAUGUGCACAUCUCCGUCUUUUGCCAAAACUCUUACUUACCACUUACUUACUUUUUACAAUAUACUGUUACUGUUCAAAGAUGGGCUUCAACUGCAGCCGAAUUUUGUUUGUGCACUGUUUAUCUUCUUCUUCUUCUUCUUUUUUUUUUUUUUUUGUAACGUUGGAUCUGUUGUAGAGAGCGCUUCAAUGAGAUAUUGUGAUGUUGUUAGUUGUAUUGAUACCUGGUGUAAUUUAUCAAUGUGAAACCUUGUCCCUGCUCUCUUGGUUUGAAUUCCAAAUAAAAACAAGCUGUCACCUGU
Messenger RNA from Melanotaenia boesemani (Boeseman's rainbowfish), 2072 nucleotides. It is a transcript of the gene nsg2, whose product is annotated as neuronal vesicle trafficking associated 2. Gene Ontology annotation, biological process: G protein-coupled dopamine receptor signaling pathway; clathrin coat assembly; endosomal transport. The transcript has 5 exons. NCBI's taxonomy places the organism in Eukaryota, Metazoa, Chordata, Actinopteri, Atheriniformes, Melanotaeniidae. Gene Ontology annotation, molecular function: clathrin light chain binding. The record is from RefSeq and is a predicted model, not a curated record. Gene Ontology annotation, cellular component: membrane; endosome. Bases 281 to 823 code for a protein of 180 amino acids.